Nicotiana tabacum (common tobacco) is the source of this 492-nucleotide messenger RNA. NCBI's taxonomy places the organism in Eukaryota, Viridiplantae, Streptophyta, Magnoliopsida, Solanales, Solanaceae. The record is from RefSeq and is a predicted model, not a curated record.
AACCCCAAUUAGAGAAUUGACAAGUUCUUUCCGCCCAGCAAACGCCCCUAUACAAUGGUUCUCCUUAAAGCUGCCCGUUCGUCUGCCAUUUCUUUCUCCAGUUAAUACAAUGAAGAAACUCCAUCGCCUAAAAAAUGAUACAAAUCACAAAAUUACUGUCCAAAAAUUCCCCACCAAAACAAGAGCUUCAACAUCCAAAACCACAACCAUUAAAGUAAAAAAGCAGCACAAAUCAAAAGAUUCAAAACCCAACUCAGAAUCUCAAGAAAACCACCCAAUCCCUCAAAUUAGUAAUACCCUUAUAGCUUUCUUGGAUAAAAAUCCAAUCUUGACCCAAGAUUUUUACCAAAUUGAUGCACUUGAUCUUGCCCCUCGUUUGCUUGGCAAGUUCCUUAGGAGAGAUGAUGUUGUUCUUCAGAUAACUGAGGUGGAAGCUUAUAGGCCAGAUGAUUCAGCUUGUCAUGGUAGAUUUGGCAAAACAGCUAGGACUGC